ACAAAAUAUAUCCCGUUAAUUUCACUUUUUGCACGUUCUAUUCUUGUCUGUUUCGUAAGAAUGUGACAAAUCAUUAAUACACAUUGGUCUUAUAGUAAGAAGUAAUCGAAAUGUGGUUUUGCGAGUGAACAACAUUGGUCGUUCGCUGUGAUGCGUAUAAAAUAGAAAAUAGCAAUUCAUGCAUGGGCGUUUCUUUGAUGUAGCCUUUUAGGCCCCUGUCGAAUGCUUUGCACGUGGACUGGUGAAAUGCAUUCUCUUGUUGUUUUCCAACCGCGAUGAGGUUCCGUAUUCGCCAUGCCGUUACAGUUUUGACUGUAUGUGCACUAGUAUGGCUGGUUCAUUUGAGUUCUGUAUUCUUUCACAAACUCCCCGAGCAAGUUUUGUCAUUUUCCAACGAGAGGGAGGAUGACAUACAGCAGUCAAUGGGUGCUGAUCUUGAACUGUUAAAAGUUCGCCAUCAUGAAGAACUCAAGUCUGACAACAUUGGGUCUAUUCCAGUAUUUGUUGUGGAAGAACACCAUGAAGUAUUACGGUACUGGUUUGGUUCAGCAGAAAAGGGACUCAUUCCUAAGGAAGGAAAUACUCUGUUCCAUAUUGAUGGCCAUUCUGAUGCAGCAACCCCACUGUUUCUUGACAUCAUCCCUCUCUUCAGACGGCCGAAAUCCAGAGAAGAAGUCUUUAAUAUGAUGCAGCGGAAUGAUGUCUUCAUUGCUGCUGCAGGGCUGGGAAAGCUGAUUAACCGGUACAUCUGGGUGUGGCCGUCCUGGGACGAGCAGAACCACGCAUCGGCUCACGAGGCCUUCGACAUGGAGGCCGGUAUCUUCGCGGGAAACGGAUCCACCAGACUGUGUGGCUGUGUCAAGUCUCACUUCAACAGCAGUGACAGUUUCUGUGUGAGGCAGGAUCCUGUCAAGGACGACUACAUGUCGGUUCCGAUAAACAGAACAGACUGUGGUCUGAUAUUCUCGGGCUUGGUAGAAGGUGUUUCAGAAACGAAGGCCAUUGAACUGUUGAAUGAAGGAAAUUGGCUAACUGCCAAGGACAAUGUGAUCCUUGAUAUAGACGAGGACUACUACGGCUGUGAAACUGUUCUCCAGACACUCGAGGAUGCUAACAUCACCCUUGAUAUGGUGAACAAGCUUUCCAGUCGAAUCCAGUAUUUAUUCUGUCCGGUCACUGUGAUACAGGAAACGGCUGCCGACGACUUCUUCCACACGAUAAUCGAGAUCAUUCUUGAAAUGAAAUCACAUUGUGGGAACUCGCAUUUCCAGAAACAGUGUACAGGCUUAAAUCUACACAAUGCACUUGUAGGAAUGAUUCCCGACCUGCUGGACAGUGUUUACAAAGAACACGCCACAGGGAUGUUGUGCCAGGGAAAACACGACCUCAUGAACGGAUUGAUGGUUCAGACCUUAGUCCAGCAUUUAACGACUUUCACAACGCCACAGCUGAAGGUGUUGUCGGAGAUUGGUGUGUGUCUGGAGACGGCCGUGACGUCAUUCAUCGAGUCGUCGGAUGGUUUACGCUUGUGUCAUGGGUCGAAUCUUCCCAACGAAACCAUCGUCCUUUACCACUCUCCGACACCGAAAGAGAUUCAGGAGAGGACUAAAACCCUUCACUCACUGUUGCAUUCUGGGUCGUUUACUCCGCACAUGGUGACAAUAUGUAGGUCAGUACGAGACGAUUAUACCCCACGUAGCUAUUUCCAUAAAAUAGAAGGCGAUAUUCUCAAAGUCCUGCAUGAGUCAUUUUCAGACAUACACUGGGCGACGGUGUAUUAUGACAAACAUCUGCUGGGAGGAAAACGUGGCUGGCCACGGCGGCAUCACUAGAAUUACCGCAACACAAAUUAUGGCAAAUAUCCAACCCCCUGCAAUUGCCCACGACAAUCGACAAUGCCGUAGAGGUUUUCAUUCUCCACGGCACUUUUUUGGUUGUUGAGUCUAUUACAUUUAUUUUCCACAGCAUGUUUUUUGCAUUACCAAUGCCAUGGAGUUUUUCAUUCUUCACUGCACUUUUUAGCUGUUGACUAUAUUACAUUUUUCCCUCAUGGCAUGUUUUUUUGCUGUUGACUAUAUUACAUUUUUUCCUCAUGGCAUGUUUUUUUGCUGUUGACUAUAUUACAUUUUUUCCUCAUGGCAUGUUUUUUUGCUGUUUGACUAUAUUACAUUUUUUCCCCAUGGCAUGUUUUUUGGCCAUGGACAUUUUCUGAAUUGCAGGGGUUGAAUAUCUGUAGCAUUAUCCUCUUCUGUUAGUAAUCUGAUAAAAAAGAACAACUUGUUUCAUUUAUAUGAAACUAAAAAUAAAAUUUGUAUGAAUGUUUCAGAAAAUCAUUUUAGGUAUAAAUGUUAAUUUGAAGAUGUUCAUCUCAAUACAUGUUUAAACAAUUUAAAAACUGGUUUUAAUGACAGAACUAGAUGAAAUGUGAAUGUUUACAUCAGUUUGUUUUUUGUUUUUAUAAAAUAAAUUUAAUUUUAAUUUAAUUUAAUUUAGUUUUAAAAAUGCAAUGAGAUGAAUAUCCGUGUGUACAGCUAGGAGCGAAACGGUUUCAGUUUAUAUUAUAUAUAUAUAUAUUUUUGUUCUCCAUUCACCAAUUCAUUUAUUCUUGAAAACAAUCAAGCUGUCACACCAUAUAACACCAUAACCUGUAGGUCCAUGGAUGGGCAUGUUAUUCCUGUUUAAAUCGUGGCAUCAAAAUUGGUCUACAUGCCGGCCUUUGGGAAUUGAAAGUUUGCGUAAGCUAACCCAAAUAUGGGUUGCGCAAUUAUUUUUCAGAUCACCCAUUUCAAUUUGCAUAACCCAUUACAAGUAUAUGAUUAUGUUAACACAGUGAUAAAUGAUGGUGUAAAAUAUUUUUAAAUGUCUUUAUUUUUUUUUUGUGAGAACGAAAAAUGGUUUAGGCAAAACUAGAUUUGUGAGAACAGUACGUGAGUGAAAUAAUCGUUUGUGCAAUUUUCAAAGGCCUGUACGUGUCAGUUCCAUUUUUAUUUGAAGGGACUGUCAAAAUUGUCUUCAAAUUUAAAACUUUAGAACAACAAUGAUAAACUUAUUUUCAUUAGAAAGUACACCCACUAAUUUUAUCGAUUAACCAAAUAAAGCUAUUGCACCUUUUGUCUUAACAUUAACUCCCUUUCUGUCCUGGAGAGGCAAUCCAGGUUGCUGGACUGUGUCCCUAGGACAAUGUACUUGAACCUUAAUUGGAUAUAUAGGCAUUUCAAAUAUUUAUAAGUAAGUAAGUUGUAUUUUUGAACUGCCAUUUGUACCAUUGUAACCAUAGAAAUCAAUUAAUGUUGUAAAAGGGAAUUUGUUUUACAUUAGAAGCAGACCCUAAUCUAGAAUUGAGAAAGUAGAAAUGACUUGUGAUUAAAAUAGGCAAAUUAACAUUUAUCAGUAUUAUUUCUUAGUGUUUUGUCAUGUUCCAUGCUAAUUUGGAAACAUUACAAAUUAUACACUGUUCAUUAUAUUUCGUUAUAAUAUACUACUACUUCGGGUAAUAAAAUUUGAUCACAAGUUCAGUGAUUGAAUAUUUUCAUUAAAAACAUGUAUUUAUUACACACCAGUGUUAAGAUAUUACUCAUGUCAUAACAAUUACUCAAUAUCUAACUAGUGCAAUAUUGGCAUGAGCAAACUAGCGCAGUAUUUUUUUAAAUUUUAUUUGAAUGUCAUGUUGCAUGUCCCUGCAAUAAAAUAAACUGGGUGCAUGACUCAUCCUGUACAGUUUACAAACACAAGUAAACAUUAAGUGCAAAAUUGCUAUCACAGUGUGGAGAAUGUUUUGUUCAGAUAUUAUUAACGUAUCUAACCGUGUUUGUACAAAAUAGUGUAGUUUAAAAGUGUAACAUUAAGAAAUCUGGACCUAUUGCAUACAAAGCCGAAAUGAUGAUGUGUCGUCAAACUGCUACUUUUUUUUCCUUUUUUUUUUAUUACGGCGCUAUGUACAAAAUGUCAGCAUCACAUCUAGUCAAUCCUAUUCACUCAUCUCAGUCGUUGCUAGUCCGAUCAAUAAUUUAGUCAUUACUGUGAAUUUGAACACCUCAUUAACUGACAAUUAAUGUAAGAUUCGCGAUAAAAUCUAAACUACUUUGAUGAUGUCUCGUUGCUCAUUGUGACGUUGUUAAAGUUUACGUAUGACGUAGAUCACUUGCUGACCCAAUUCAUAGAAAAAUAAUGUGUAGUAGGUCUCGAUAUCUGCUUACUUCUGCAUUGUGGUUUGUUUGCAGUUGGUUUGUAAUAAAUAAAAUAUUAAACGAGCU
Gigantopelta aegis is the source of this 4253-nucleotide messenger RNA. RefSeq names its product UPF0489 protein C5orf22 homolog. The transcript has 5 exons. The coding region runs from base 276 to 1832 and encodes 518 amino acids. The record is from RefSeq and is a predicted model, not a curated record. Lineage: Eukaryota; Metazoa; Mollusca; Gastropoda; Neomphalida; Peltospiridae.